CUGUGCUCGAGUCGGAAUCGAAGAACAAUGGAUAAUAACCAACGUGGGGCUUCUAACGACCACAACAAUGGCUUCUGUCAUCAAAUUUUCACCUUCUCUGAGAAUUCCGUUGAUAUUGUAAGCAAUCACCGAAUGUUUGCCCUGCUAGAGGAUAUUUUCAAUGGCUCUGAUUCUGAUUCUUCUGAUGAUGAUAUCUACCCUACUUACGAGGAAGAGAUGGAACGCGUUGCUGAGAAUUACUGGAACGAUCAGUUCAUAGUCAAUGAAGGAUUUUAUGACGACAACUAUUUCGAUGCCGAGGAUGUCUUAGCGCAUGAAAUGGACUUCAUGGAUCUGCAUUAUGAAAGUGACACAUACGAUGAACUAUAA
Auanema sp. JU1783 is the source of this 369-nucleotide messenger RNA. The record is from the annotation of a GenBank genome assembly. NCBI's taxonomy places the organism in Eukaryota, Metazoa, Nematoda, Chromadorea, Rhabditida, Rhabditidae.